AUGUUCCGCACUCCAGCGAAAAAUCAAGACGAGGCCCCCGUCCCGGUGACAGACAAGACCUUCAACAUUGACACCUCACCUAAGAGAAUCUCAAAGGUGAGGAAGAGUAUCGGAGAUUGGGAGGCCGGGAAUACAGAAGAAAAAGACAAAGACAAAGAUAAACGCGUUCGCUCGCCUCAAAAAAUAGCGGACACGGAGACAGCUGCAAAAAGGAUGAUUCAAACAAAGAUAACAAAAGUAGCGGAACAAUCACAAUCACAGCCGCUACCUGCCAAAAAAUACCUAAACAACCAAACAGAAGCAAAGGCAUGCGUGGCAAAAAUUAACCACUGUUUAAAUGUUACGCGAAAUACUAAGACAGAAAUAAAGCAAGACAUACACGAAGCAGCAGAGAGAUUGUAUCAUCUAUUUUUGGAAGCGGAACAGAAAAAGGAACAAGGAAGCAAAGUAAGGAAAGAACAAGUGGAAGAAAAGGGAGAAAAAGAAACGGAAAAGGACCAAAGAAGAAGAGAAACAGAUAUUGUUCGCGCCCGAGAUGCGGGCAACCCUAUAAGCGGGCGGAGCGGCGUGCGGGUGAAAAAACGUCACUCAAAAUCUCAACCGGCUGCCGAUGCAUACGCGCACCUCUCCGAACUUCAACAUGAAUUACAAUGUCGAUUAAAUAAAUACGAGGCAUUAUACGAUCAAUUCGAUGAAUUACAGGUGGAGAUUGAAGUGUGUUCCGACAAGCCAGAGGACGAAUACGAGGAACGUUCAAAAUUCGAAGAGCGUUAUUACGCGCUGAUGGCGCAAGCGCGCAAUCUGCUGUGCAGAGAUGGUGCAGCAGAUGACGGCCGCUCUGUUGCAGGUUCGAUAUGCAAACAAGCAGCUAUGGUGAAAGUGAUUGACGACAACGGCAACAGCAUGGACGCACGGCUUCUACUCGAUAACGGCAGUACAGCAAAUUUUAUAACGCAGUCGCUUUGCAGUAAACUAAAAUUAUCUACACGUUCUGUAAGUUCUGAAAUUAAUGGCAUUAAUAAUCAAUCGUUAACUAGUACACAAGCUUGCAACUUAACAAUCGAGUCCCAAUGUUGUAGGUAUAAAGCGAAUAUAGAAUGUUAUGUUUUACCGGAGAUAACUAAAAUACUUCCUUCUACUGUAAUAGACAUCAGUCAACUUUCGUUGCCCUCAGAUCUACAUCUAGCUGACCCUUCGUUUAACAUACCGUCAGUAAUCGACAUUCUCGUCGGGGCUGAAGUUUUCUGGGAUGUUAUAUGUACUAAAUCAAUUAACCUAGGCAAAAACAAGCCUAAGUUAGUUGAAUCAAAAUUAGGUUGGAUUGUUACAGGCCAACUACCAAUACAGACAACAUCAAAUUUUACGCAUUCUUGUAAUUUGUCGAUAAGAGAUCUUGACAACAAUUUGAAAAGGUUUUGGGAACUCGAUUCCGUCGCUUCGAGCCAUGCCCUGUCUAGUGAAGAACGAGCUUGUGAGGAAAGCUUUAAGUUGAUAUACGAUUCGUGA
Molecule: messenger RNA, 1506 nt
Organism: Papilio machaon (common yellow swallowtail)
Lineage: Eukaryota; Metazoa; Arthropoda; Insecta; Lepidoptera; Papilionidae
Exons: 3
Coding region: 1-1506 (501 amino acids)
Source: RefSeq, a predicted model, not a curated record